AGCGACUGUCAACGGGCCAGCUGAGCGCAAAAGAGUGAACAGCGAACUGGGCUAGAAGUUCAGUAGACCAGCACAACCAACGCAACGAAGGAAACUUUGACAGCGGACCCUAUUUUAUCCAACUUCUAAAGCAUUUGUAGGCUAAAGGUUGUGGAUUGUAGGCUUACCUUUAGUGAAUCGGUGAAAAGGCUGUACAAUCCUUGGCAGUGUUCUGAGACUGUACAGCUGCCUACUGCUUCUGAAAGACAACUUGCAUCUGAAAUGGACUGUGCGUAAAGAGCAGAGAAAUUACUUCAUCUCGAUUUGACUUUCAAUAUUUUUCAUUGUGUAUGUUAUUUGUUACUUGAAAAUUGUUGCGUAAGUGGACUGAUUCGGACUUUCGGGGAAAUUCCAUUUGUCACUGAACUUUGCAAAAGAAAACAUGACGGCUGAUAAGGACAAGAAAAGGAGCAGUUCGGAACGGCGGAAGGAGAAGUCUCGUGACGCGGCACGCUGUCGUCGAAGUAAGGAGACAGAGGGGUUCUACGAGCUGGCCCAUCAGCUGCCCCUCCCACACAGCGUCAGCUCCCACUUGGACAAAGCCUCCAUCAUGAGACUGGCCAUCAGCUUCCUUCGCACCCGCAAGGUCGUCGGCCCAGGCUGCUCCAACGGUGCAGAGACUGAGGAGGACAGACAGACGGACAGUAUGUAUUUGAAGUCACUGGAGGGGUUCGUCACUGUGGUUACAUCAGACGGCGACAUGAUCUUCCUCUCAGAAAACAUCAACAAGUUCAUGGGCUUAACACAGGUAGAGUUGACUGGACAAAGCAUCUUUGACUUCACCCAUCCCUGCGACCACGAUGAGAUUCGCGAGAACCUGAGUCUGAAAAAUGGCACUGGGAAGAAGGGGAAAGCCUUGAGCACUGAGAGAGACUUCUUCAUGAGGAUGAAGUGCACAGUGACAAACCGUGGACGCACUGUCAACCUGAAAUCAGCCAGCUGGAAAGUUCUGCACUGCACUGGCCACCUGAAGGUGUACAGCAGUUGCGCCCCUCAUGGGCUGUGUGGGUUCAAGGAGCCUCCUCUCACCUGUCUGGUGAUGAUGUGUGAGCCCAUCCCCCACCCCUCCAACAUCGACACGCCCCUGGACAGCAAGACCUUCCUGAGCCGCCACAGCAUGGACAUGAAGUUCACCUACUGCGACGACAGAGUCACUGAGCUGAUGGGCUACAGUCCUGAAGAUCUGCUGGGCCGCUCUGUCUAUGAGUUCUACCACGCUUUGGACUCUGACAGUGUCACCAAGAGCCACCAGAACCUGUGCAGUAAAGGUCAGGCAGUGAGUGGACAGUAUCGUAUGCUGGCCAAACAUGGAGGCUACGUGUGGGUUGAGACCCAGGGCACAGUCAUCUACAACAGCCGGAAUUCCCAGCCGCAGUGCAUCGUUUGUGUCAACUACGUCCUCAGUGACGUGGAGAACAAGUCCAUGAUCUUCUCCAUGGACCAGACUGAGUCUCUGUUCAAGCCACACCACAUGAACAGUUUCUUCACCCAGAGUGGUGCUGCGGUGGCCGCGGAGCCCAUCAAGACCCUGUUCACCAAACUCAAAGAGGAGCCAGAAGACCUUGCUCAGCUGGCCCCCACACCUGGAGAUGCCGUCAUCACCCUUGACUUUGGAAGGCCACCGUUUGAGGAGCCUCAUCCUCCUCUUUACCCCAAGAUGUCUCCCAUGCCCCCUCCGGCCCCCCAGGGCUGGGGCAGUGAUGCCCACAAGCCCUGCCCGGCAGGAGACAUGUCCAACCACAUGGCUGCCACCUUCUCAGUGCCCCAGAACCCCACACCAGGCAGCGCCACCCCCAGCACUGCCCCCCCUAGCCUGAGCAGUUGUUCCACGCCCAGCAGCCCAGGGGAUUACUACAGCGAGAGAGAGAGUGACCUGAAGGUAGAGCUGACUGAGAAGCUCUUUGCUCUGGACACAGAGGGGCCCAAGAGCCCCGGCAGCACCCAGUCGGUCCUGAGUGAUUUGGAUCUGGAGACCCUGGCUCCCUACAUCCCCAUGGACGGAGAAGACUUCCAACUCCACCCCAUCAUUACUGAAGAGGCCCCUGGAGGCACCGAGGGGGCCGCUGACCAAAUGGGACACCGCACCACACAGAACGGGUUCAGCAACAUCGCCAGCCUCUUCCAGCCCCUGGGAUCUCCACAGUCUGCCCACUACCAGCCCGCCAAGUGGGCCCCAGGAGACAAGAGAGGCCCCAACCACAGUGAAAUAAGCCCCAUGGACUCCAGGCCUACUCUGCCCUACACAGGCCCUGCACAGAUCACCCCCUACCACACCCUAGCCAGCACCCCUUUGUCCUCCAUGGGCGGACGUCAGAACCUGCAGUGGCCCCCCGAUCCCCCGUUACACUACCAACAACAAGUGGACGCCAUGGGCGGAAGCAACUCAUGUCAGAACAUGCCGGUCAACAGGAUGCACAAGCAGAGGUCAAUGGAGAACUUUGUCCAGGCCUACAGAGACAUGAGUCCUGCUAGAAUCGCCAUAGCCAACAACUUCAAGCGCUCCUUCACGCAAAUGGCAGUGGGUGACUCCACCCUGAGUACACCAUCAGAGAUGAUGUGGAAGAGGAUGAGGAAUGAAAGCUGUGCCAUCCUGGAUAGAUCUCUCAGCACCAGCUCACUGGCAGAUAAAGGUAUGUGCAUACAUGGGGGUGUUGACCAGUGUCUCAGCCCUCUUCAACGGCACAGGAAGUCCCAGUAUCCAGGAUGUGGAAACAGUGCACCUAAAAAAACCUUCCCCGAACAGUGGUGCAACUACAGAGAAUACCGUAUGCUGCCCUCUCCCAAAACAGAGGGGGUUGCCAGUCGGCUGUUGGGCCCGUCCUUUGAGACCUAUUGUCUGCCAGAGCUCACCCGCUACGACUGCGAGGUCAAUGUCCCUCUCCAAGGCAACCUGCACUUGCUGCAGGGCAGUGACCUACUGAGAGCCUUGGACCAGGCCACCUAGACCGAGCCCUACACGCCCUACUGCAUUUCCCUACCCUGGACCGGGCCACCUAGCCCUACACCCCCUACUCCCCUACCCUACCCUGGACCAGGCCACCUAGACCCAGCUCUACACCCCUACCCCCCUACCCUACCCUCCUCUGGACCAGGCCACCUAGACCCAGCCAUACACCCCCUACUCCUCUACCCUACCCUCCUCUGGACCAGGCCACCUAGACCCAACCCUAUACCCCCUACUCCCCUACCCUACCCUCCCCUGGACAAGGCCACCUAGAACCAGCACUACACCCCCUACUCCCCAACCCACCCAACCUACCCUACCCAGCCCUGGACCAGGCCUCUGAGACGCAGACAUAUACCCCCUCCCGUACUUUAUCUUACCCUACCUAGACAUAGCCCUCACCAACCUCACCUCUACUCAUCCUUACCCUCCAAUAGUCUUAGCCAAUACACCCUAGACUAACACAUCUCUACAACACUGACUGACACCUCAGCCAAGCCGCUUCCCCUGUCCUAACGUCCUGGCACAUCUAACAUAGUACUACUCCACCAUGCCACACCCACCCACCCUACCAUACCAAGCCCCAUACAAACCUGUUUCAUCGUCAAAGCCACACAUACCCUGACUCCUCCUCAUCCAUCCACCCUACUGCCCCUAUGUAUCAUUAGAAAAACGUGUGGCUUCUGUUCUAUUUUUGUUGUCUUUAUCAUCAUAAAUUAUAUACGUGUAUAAUUCUUAGUUAUUCGUCUAUUUCUGUUAAGCGAUUUGAUCUGUUUCAGUGUUCUCUUCUGUCCCCCCAAUUGUGUGAUCUGUAGCCUACUUUUCUUCUUUCACCAUGUCUGUCUGUCUGUCUGUCUGUCUGUCUGUCUGUCUGUCUGUCUGUCUGUCUGUCUGUCUGUCUGUCUGUCUGUCUGUCUGUCUGUCUGUCUGUCUGUCUGUCUGUCUGUCUGUCUGUCUGUCUGUCUGUCUGUCUGUCUGUCUGUCUGUCUGUCUGUCUGUCUGUCUGUCUGUCUGUCUGUCUGUACGACGCUGUCAUAGACACACUAACAAACAAAACAGUCUGAAAUCUUCACCGAAUGUAAGCAUAACACCCAGGUUUUUUUUUUAUAAACUUUUUUGUUGUUCUUUUACUACCCUUUCCCCAUUCCUUACUGUCUAGUUUCCUUCAGUCACUGGUGUCUGUUUGCAUGUUUCUAUUGUUCCCUCAGUGUGAGCUCACUGGAUAGUUACAGUGCUUGCCAUGAAGUUGAUUGGUCAAAUCAGAGCGUGCCCCCAACAUAGGGAGGAGAGUGCUAUUUUUGGUACCUUUUUUCAUGGCAUUAGAAGACAUAUCAGAAUCAGAGAGACUUUGGCCUAGAUCACAGGAGGGUGGUGACGGGAGGACGGCUCAUAAUAAUGACUGUAAUGAAGUGAAUGAGAUGGUAUCAAACACAAUAAAACCAUGUGUUUGAUGUGUCAAUACCAUUUCAUUCAUUCCAUUCCAGCCAUUACUAUGAGCCCAUUCACUCCAAUAAAGGUGCCAGCAGCCACCUGUGGCCUAGAUUCACUAAGAUCAAGCGUUAACCAGUGAUAGCCGACACCAGCACAGCUGGCGUUUUAGCCGUGUCGCUGGUUUAACUGCGUUACAGCUGUUAAGUAAGAGGGUUUCUCGUGUGGUCGUUGUCACGAAGCCACACCGGUCCCACUCGCAUUACAAGUUCAGAAUGAGUAAGUCUAGGCUAUAUAGAAAUUACAUGACACUCAAAUUGAGAAUCAUUAAACUAAAUAAUUAGGAUUUCUAUCAACCUAAUCGAGGUGUAAAUUAAAUAUCACAUUCCAGUGUUUGAACUUGUAAACAAGUUGUAAACAAGGUUGCAUGGGAUUUCUCUUAAUGCGACUCCGUGUAGCCAAUGGCAAUGUCCUCCUUUAGGUAUAAUGCCGGGAGCCACUUGUGGAUUUGAACACUUCCUUAGUUUAAGAGAUGGCAACUCGCUAUUGACAUUGAGACUCUUUUUCUGUAUUCCUUCUCUUUCUUUCUAUUUCAUUCUCAUUUUUAGGUCUUUGUCUUUGUGUGGUGACCACUUAAAGUUUGAAUAUAGCUUCGUACACACAUAUAUGUAUUUAAAGACAGAAGCUAUAAAGUUUCUACUAUAAUGUCAAGAUAGUGUUUUUGUGUUUUUGUGCCUUGGUACUUUGUCUUAUCUACCCAGUAGAUGCAGAUUGUAUUCCUGUGUUUUAGAUGUUACUCCAUAGUGCUGGUGUCUGUUUUGUUUUUUUCCAGAGUGUAUGCACAAGUAUAAUGAAAUUGUUAGCAGGCCAGUACUGAUCUGUUGUUGCGCUUUAAAGAAAAAAGAAAAUGGAGAGGGAAAAAACGAUAACAUUUUCUAAGUUCCACUUUUGACAUGUAGCAUUUUGAAAAUUGUAAACAAAAGAAAUGGACACAAAAGUAAUAUCUUUCAACAGUAUCUAAACAGGUGAUGGUGCUUUAUAGAUAUAACCAUCUUGCAUUUGUAGAGGCAACUUUAUAUGUUUCAUGGAUCCACUUUCAGUAACACUGUAUUUUGAUGUUAUUGUUCAUUUUUCUUGCUGAGAUUGUCUUUAAAGGUGAUUCAUAACAGACAUGAUGUGCCUUAACAUUGCCUUAAGGUUGUCUCAAUGUUGAUUCAGCCCAGUGUUAUGCCCUUCAAAUGCACAGAUUGUAGACGUAGACGUACAGUAGAUUGUCCAAUAAAACUACACUAGCCUAUACAAAUCCCGAUGUUUAGCUUGGAGAGCUCUAGUGUCAGAUCCAGUAUGUUGAGUAGAUGUAAUUAGAAGUCCAGUCCAAACAGAGAGACGCUCUAAAGGAGAGAAUUCUAGAAAGAUAAAGAAUCAGAUUCAGCACGUCGACCUAUGUGUCUGGCACUGUGUUGAUUUAAUGCGGGUUUAGGUUGUUAAUAAGAAACCAGAGGCUGUAAUGUGGUGUAGAGGGUGUUAAAUUAGUGCGGGUGAUACACUAAACACUUUAAAGACCAAUGGUCAAUAUCAAAUACUCACUUCCCUUGACAGCUUGGCAAAACAUGUUUUGUCAAUACAAAAAUCUCAAAAUUUAAACGGUUGAAUCUAAGAUUAUUUCUGGGUUAGAUGGCGCAAUAGUUAAAUAUAGAUUUAGAGCAAUGGGCGGCAGAUACCUGUUGAAACCUGUUGAAACAGAUGCAGGUGGUGAUAGAGCUAUGAGACAGAGACGGGGAUAGAAGUGAGAUGGAGAACUGAGGGACAGAUAGAGAGGGACUGUGGUGCUGAACUGUGACUGACAGAGAGGGAUACAUCCUGCUCAGCCUGCCCACUGAUGCACUGAUCUCUUCACACGCUACUUCACUCGGUAGUCAGCUCAUCUCUCGGUCUCGCUCUCUCGCUCCCCCCCCCCCCCCCCUCUCAUCCCUCUCGCUCUUUCUCUUUCCCUCCCACGUACAUUUUAAGGUACAUCCCUGCCAAGUUUAGCCACCUUGUCAACUCUAGCGCAUUCUAACAAAGACAAAACAUUGCUUCCACUGUUAAUGGAAAUAUAUCGACACAGUGAGUUCCUCCAAAGACAUGAGAAAAUAUGCUCCUUGUUUUCGUUGAGCCAAAGUGAAUGGAAUGUGGGACGUUUCCUCAAAUUACCCACAUCCCAGAUAAAUUAAACACAAGGAUAAAAUGUUAGGAUGUAUAAUUGUAUGUGUUUAUUUAUUUUGUGGGAACAAUGACAAAUUACAGAUAGUUAGAUCAGACCACUCUGUUAGCUGACAAGUAUCUGGUUUUGGUCCCUAUAUGCGCUGUCUAAAACCCCCAGAUAUGCAGUAUUUAACCAGUUAAAUUACAUGGGCCAUGUAAAAGCAAGCAAAAGUCCCAUGCUUUGCAUUUGUUAUAUUAAACUUAUAUGAGAUUAAAUGUCUCGUUAUUACUUGAAUUCUAAGCAUUAGAAGAAAACCAAAGUUAGAUAGAGAUUAAGUUCUCUGCCUCGCUGGCCACACUCCUGUUCCUGACGGAGAGGAGGCUGGCCGCGCUCCUGUUCCUGACGGAGAGGAGGCUGGCCCCGCUCCUGUUCCUGACGGAGAGGAGGCUGGGAUGUCAGAUGGAACUGCAGAUGGGGUGUGGCCUAAAUUGUGCUCCUGUAUGUGAAAUGAGUAGGCUAGAGGGAAGUCCCAAAAUGGUAACUGCAGAAGGAAGGCUAUCCACCAGUCCUAGCUGUAGCUACUGUGACACUUGAAGGGCCCAAAAAGUAAACAUACAAAUAUGAAUAAUUGAACAAUCUCAGUUCUCGUCCUCUUUAAAGACAAUAUCAGCAUUCUAGGCUACUAAAUAUAAUGAGGGUUGUUUUUUCCUUGGGAUAUGUUCUGCUUUUAUCCAUUACAUUUGUGGAUGUCUUAUAGUUAUUUUAGAUCAGUGGUUUCCAACCUUUUUUGGUUACCGUACCACCAACUGAAUUUUGCUCUGCCCGGAGUAACACUGAAGUACCCCCUCAUGUGCAUUUGACCAGUAACCCUAUGGUCUCAUGUGCAUUUUACCAGUAACCCUAUGGUCUCAUGUGCAUUUUACCAGUAACCCUAUGGUCUCAUGUGCAUUUUACCAGUAACCCUAUGGUCUCAUGUGCAUUUGACCAGUAACCCUAUGGUCUCAUGUGCAUUUGACCAGUAACCCUGUGGAUAGGCCAAGUACCCCCAGGAGUCCUAGUACCCCUGGUUGGGAACCACUGUUUUAGAUGAUCCUAUGAUUUAUAUUGAAUUCAUAUUGACAUUAUUAUAUUGUUAUUAUUUUUGUUAUUACUGUAUGGGGAACUGAACCCAAUAAGAAGACGUAUUUCUGCACUGAUAUCUUAUUAAAGCGUACUGAUCUUA
Molecule: messenger RNA, 7818 nt
Organism: Oncorhynchus kisutch (coho salmon)
Lineage: Eukaryota; Metazoa; Chordata; Actinopteri; Salmoniformes; Salmonidae
Product: endothelial PAS domain-containing protein 1
Exons: 16
Coding region: 422-2983 (853 amino acids)
Biological process (GO): cellular response to hypoxia; regulation of transcription by RNA polymerase II
Cellular component (GO): cytoplasm; transcription regulator complex; nucleus
Molecular function (GO): RNA polymerase II transcription regulatory region sequence-specific DNA binding; DNA-binding transcription factor activity, RNA polymerase II-specific; protein dimerization activity
Source: RefSeq, a predicted model, not a curated record